ACCGCACCGCUCCGCUGCUGCUGCUGCUGCUGCUCAUCAUCUCUCCGAAGCUUCUCAUCUCCUCUCCACUCCUCCUCCUCCUCCUCCCCCUCGCCACCUCCCACGCGCUGCCACGCCGGCGACACGACCACUGCCUCCCCCCGCGCGGGCGCGCCAAGCGCCGGGAUCCCGCUGCUGCGUUCCAGUUCGCGGCCGGGGCGUAGUAACCACAGAAGAACUCCGAAUCUGUUGCCUUGAUGGCACGUGAAUUUUCAGUUGAUAAAGUUGGAGUUUCAUCAUGGAUUUGUGUGGUAACUUGCGGGAUAAACAGUGCAAUACACCUUAAAAUGGGGUCUACACGAUCAAAGAAUGAAGAUGACAAGGCCAUUGUCUUAUGCCACGAAAGAAAACGAUAUGUUAGAGAAGCACUUGAUGGAAGAUGUGCAUUCGCAGCUGCUCACUUCGCUUAUAUUCAAUCACUGAGACACACAGGAUUUGCUCUGAGAAAAUUUUUGGAGCCUGAAGUGCCAACAGAUUCUUCGCUGUACACAUCGACAUCUGCAACACCAGAACCUCCUACUAUUCGGCAGAAAUCGAGGAACUUAUCUCCAUCUAUUUCACAUCAGGCCAGUGACUCUUUCUCCCCAGUUCCAUCCCCUUUAUCUUCCGGACGGUUCCGUAUCAAUCAUAUGAAAUCUGGGGGGAACCCUGUCAUGACCAUUGAGGAGAAGGUGCCUGUUCCUGUAACAGCAACUCUACAAACAUCAUCCCUUGUUCCUAAAGCUGUACAUGACCUGGAUGAUAGUUCCACAUUUGAAGCACCUCCAGGGACACCACCGUGGGACUACUUUGGCCUUUUUAACCCUGUUGAGAACCAAUUUUCAUUUCAUGACGAGAAGGAGCCUGGUCAUGACUUUGAAAACGCUGAUGAUAUCAGGCGUCUUCGGGAAAAGGAGGGAAUUCCAGAGCUCGAAGAGGAAGGGGAGAAGACUCCUGUGCAUCCUGACAAUGUUAGGCGCUUCCGUGAUGAGAAAACUUCAGAUCUCAAAGAUGCAGAAAAAUCUCCUAUCAAUGGAAGGGAGGAUGAUUUUGCAGAGUCAGAAGAUGAUUUCGAUAAUCCAUCAUCUGAACCUUUAGUGAGGGUGUUCCAGAACCGCAAUGAUAUGCCUGUUGAAAAUACUGUGAUGAAUCAGACACCUGAACAUGUGGCUUCAGAAAAGUUAGCUUCAGAGAAUAGCGUUUCUUUUUCUCGAAAACAGGAGAAUAGUGAUUCUUUUUCUCGAAAACAGGAGAAUAGUGAUUCUUUUUCUCGAAAACAGGAGAAUAGUGAUUCAUUUUCUCGAAAACAGGAGAAUAGUGAUUCUCAAAUUGACAGGCCAAACAAUGACAAGGAGGUGCUAGACAUUAGCAUGUUUGAAAGUGAUGAUGAAAGCCCUGUGGCAAGCCCUGUAAAAGAAGUGAGAUCUUCCAUUGCUGCUCUUCCUAUGAAUGGGAAAUCAAAAGAACCUUUUCAUGACGUUAGAAAUGGUGCGAAGGAUUUGCAUUCAUGCAUGAAAGAGAUUGAAAUCUUGUUUAUUAGGGCAUCAGAUUCUGGAAAAGAAGUACCAAGGAUGCUUGAAGCAGAUAAAGUCAAUUUCCGGCCUUUACUGCCUGAAGAAAAAGCACAUGGAUCAAAAGCAUCAGGCUUCUUUGCGACAUUCUUUGCUUGCUGCGGUGGGGAGGAAAUUCCUAUUCCUCAGCCUCCUCCUGAGGCUGAAGUGAAGUACCUUACCUGGCACAGAUCAGUUUCUUCACUCUCUUCAUCAUCUAGAAUUCCUCUUGGGGUGACUUCAAAAGAUGAUGCUGAUGGUCUCACUGGAAAUAUCUUUAGUGGUGUAUACAUGAAUUCUGGCAGUCACGCUUCAACACUAGAUAGAUUAUAUGCAUGGGAGAGAAAGCUUUAUGAUGAAGUUAAGGCUAGCGGUGCAAUUUGUAGGCAAUAUGACGAAAAAUGUAGGCAAUUGAGACACCAGGAAUCAAAAGCUGAAAGCCAAAUGAGUAUCGAUAGAACCCGUGCUACUGUGAAGGAUUUGCACUCCAGAAUUAUAGUGGCCAUUCAGAGAAUUGACAUGAUCUCUAAGAACAUUGAGGAUCUAAGGGACAAAGAGCUUCAACCACAGUUGGAGGAAUUAAUUGGGAGUUUAACUCGCAUGUGGUCUACAAUGCUUGAGUGUCACAAACAUCAACGUGAGAUUAUUAAGUCCAGCAGUGGCAACACGAAGGUCUUAAUUCGGUCGGAGUCACAAUUUCAAGCAGCUCUACUCCUCCAGGUUGAGCUAAACACUUUAUAUUCAACCUUCCUGAAAUGGAUAGCAUACCACAGAUCGUACUUGCAUAGCCUAAAUUCAUGGCUACUUAAGUGUGUGAAACCACUGAGGGGCAAGAAGAGCUCCAGGAGGAAGAAGGAAGCAGAUACUCCCAUAACUAAAUUUGCUGUUGCACCCAUGUUUAAAACCUGUGAAAGCUGGAUAAAGUUAUUGGAUGAUUUACCAACCAAGGACUUGGAAGAUGCUAUCAAAGGCCUCGUGGCAGAUAUAAACCACUCUGUGCCUCGCCAAGAAAAGCGGCGUGGUACUUCAAAGUUGACUUCCUCAUUAUCCCGUUCCAGUAGUACCAAGACGAUUUCCUCAUUUUCUCGGAAUGGAGAGUUAAAUGGUGAAAUGUCAGAGAUCCACAGAAAUUCCCAUACUACGGAUUUACAGUCAAGUUUGGAGACAUUCCUAGAGGGGUUUGCAGAGUUUUCAGAUGUUUCACUGAAGAAGUAUAUGGAACUCGCGGUUGACAUUAACAAAGCAAAGGAACAAUAUGAGAAUGUGAAGUUAAAGAACAUGGGAAAGUGAAUAAGUUCGACAAAGUCAGACCAAAGGAACUAAUUUCUGGAAGGAAGAAUGGGCUACAAUAACUCAAAGCCAUUUAGAAGUGGAUAAGUGGAUCACCCAUGUGUAUAUUAGCCUGUUUAAACAAUAGGUAUAAAUUACUGUUACUUUUCUUUUUGGGUUCAGUUUGCAAGAUAGGUUUAGGUGGGAGAGGAAUACUUGUAGAUUUCUGGCCAAUGCCAUGCCGCAGAAGUGUAAAUCUGAGGUUUAGGUAAAAUUAAACUGAUGGUGGGGGAUACAAUAUGUGUAUUUAUCCUGGGUAUAUCAUUAUAUGAGUUUUCCCUUUUCUUCUCUUUUUGAUCUGUGUAGACCUUCCAGUCCUUUAUACAGCUAGACGUAUCUAUACAGCCAAUUUCUCCUUUUGCGGUGAA
Messenger RNA from Oryza sativa Japonica Group (Japanese rice), 3265 nucleotides. RefSeq names its product protein ROLLING AND ERECT LEAF 2-like. Lineage: Eukaryota; Viridiplantae; Streptophyta; Magnoliopsida; Poales; Poaceae. The record is from RefSeq and is a predicted model, not a curated record.